ACUUCAAUCACGUUCUUGAGUCUUGACCGAACUAGAUCUGUACACAAAAUAAUGGUUUAAUAUAAAUUAUUACAUUAUGAAUAUUUAUAUUUAAUAUUUUCUUACUUUCUUAGUAUUCACAUAAUAUUAUGUACAAUAUAUAACGUAUUAGUCAUUAUUCGGAUAUCAGAUUAUUAGUUCAUCUUAUUAUAUGUAUGCAGUUAAGUGAAUUAUCGCAAAACCAAUCAAGACUCCAUUAUAUUUUAUUGUUAUAAAUUUUGGGUUCACCUACUUUACGCUAUUAAAUUGUGUAAUUAGUUCUUAAAAAUGACCGAAUCAAAUGAAAAUGACAAUUCCAAGACGACUGAAGUAAAAAAAAUAGUAAAAAAUGCUACAGAUUUACAACGUUUGAAACUCGAAAGACUUAUGAAAAAUCCUGAUAAACCUGUAUACAUACCUGAGCCACGAUCUGACAAAAAAUCUCCACAUGUACCCGAAUUUGUAAGAAAUGUUAUGGGGUCAAGUGCUGGAGCUGGCAGUGGUGAGUUUCAUGUUUAUCGGCACUUAAGACGCAAAGAAUAUGCUAGACAAAAACAUAUACAAGUGAAAGCAGAAAAAGAACUUUUGGAAGAAGCGUAUCGUCAAAAAAUAUUAGAAAACAAACAAAUGGCUGAAGAACGUACAGCUAAGAAAAGAGCAAAGAGAUUAAAGAGAAAAAUGACUUUAAAAGAAAAAUGUAAGAUGUCAAAGAAGAAUAAUACUGCAAACAGCGUUAAUGAAAGUGAUUCUACUAGUGAUGAUGAUGAUCAAAAUACAACUGAGUCGUAAAUGUAACACAAUAUUAUAAUAAAAAUAAUAUUAUUGUAAAAAUAUGUAAAUAAUAAUAACUAUUCAUUUUUCACUAAAAAUAUACUUAUACAAUAAAUUA
Aphis gossypii (cotton aphid) is the source of this 907-nucleotide messenger RNA. RefSeq names its product PRKR-interacting protein 1 homolog. The transcript is spliced from 3 exons. Gene Ontology annotation, molecular function: double-stranded RNA binding; protein kinase inhibitor activity; protein kinase binding. Gene Ontology annotation, biological process: negative regulation of protein kinase activity. Gene Ontology annotation, cellular component: nucleolus. Lineage: Eukaryota; Metazoa; Arthropoda; Insecta; Hemiptera; Aphididae. Bases 307 to 807 code for a protein of 166 amino acids. The record is from RefSeq and is a predicted model, not a curated record.